Messenger RNA from Ilex paraguariensis (yerba mate), 2895 nucleotides. The record is from the annotation of a GenBank genome assembly. Lineage: Eukaryota; Viridiplantae; Streptophyta; Magnoliopsida; Aquifoliales; Aquifoliaceae.
AUGAAAGAAGAAUUUGCAGUUGUGGCUACUAGCAGGAGGUUAGCUUCAGAUUCUGGUGCUUUUGCAGACUGGGUGGCUUCAUCCUCUGCUGGCGACCUCUCCUUAGGCUUCAAUGCCGCCCCCACCGCCGGUGGUGGUGGCAAUACCGGCGGUGGCGGUGGUGGAAUGUGGUCCUCCUCCACAAGACAGGUUAACUAUGGCCUUCCACCUGAGAUGGGUAUGGUGGGUCUCCGAGAUGUCUUUGUUGUCGCACCGGCCUCUUCAUUCCACCACAAUAACCAACACCAAGAACCCCUUAACUUUGAUCAUUCGAUCACUCCGUCGAAUGCCAACACCGCUCUCGGCGUCGGAGUCGGCGUCAUCCCUCUUCUCACUGCAAACAUGGGUGUAGACGAGGAUGUCUUGAAUCGUAAUAGAAGUAUUGGAAUUCAGCUCUGGCAGAACCAACCGACACAACACUCCAAUUAUCUCAAGAAACCCAUGAUGCUGGAUCACUCUAAUGCAGCAAAUUUGAUGCAAAGUAGUGGCGGUGGCGGUGGUGGAAGUGGGAUUGGUGGGUCUGGGUCGGUGGCAACAUGCCAAGACUGUGGCAACCAAGCGAAGAAAGAUUGUAGCCACCGAAGGUGCAGGACUUGUUGCAAAAGUAGAGGCUUUGAUUGUGCUACACAUGUGAAAAGUACUUGGGUUCCAGCCGCUCGCCGCCGUGAACGGCAGCUCAUGACCUCUGCCGCCGCCGCAGCUGGGUCUUCUGGGUCUACUUCGGGUGCUAAGAAGCCUAGACUCAUCACUUCACAGACCACCACCACCUCACAUACUUCAACUUCUAACACUACUCCUCCAAGAAGCUAUGACACGAGUUCUAGUCACCAAGAUGCAAGUUUUAAAGACUCGUUGCCAGGCCAGAUACGAGCGCCGGCGGUGUUCAAGUGUGUUCGAGUCACCGCCGUGGACGACGGCGACGAUGAAUAUGCUUAUCAGGCGGUUGUGAAGAUCGGUGGACAUGUCUUCAAAGGGUUCUUAUAUGAUCAAGGAGUUGAAUCAAGGGAUGGGUUUCCUAAUAUUUCCGAGUUGCAUUUGGGUGGAGGUGGUGGAAACGGUGGCGGAAGAAAUGGGGCUUCGUCAUCUUCUCCGAUUCUUGACCCUUCUGAUGUCUAUGGUGCUUCCACUGCCGGAUUGAUUGGAGGUUCAAACUACGGUAACCCAAUAAACUGACAAUUCCUUUCUGAAGCCAUAGAUACAAUGGCUACGAGAGAGAAUAACAGUGUAGUAUUGUUUCUCAGCUGUAUAUCUUCUUCUUGUCCGUAGGGUUUCUGUUUAAGUCUUUUUUUUAGAAGUGUAUUUUAUUCACAAAUGCCUUCCUAGAAUCCUAGCUUCCCUUGGUUCUCACUUAUAUUUGCCUUUGAUAUUUUGCUUGGAGGCUCAUCAUAUUUUCCCACGGAAAAAAAAAAAAAAAAACUAUCUAUUCUUGUCAUUAUUAAUAAAUCUUGUUAAUAGGGUAUACAAAAUUUGAUGUAGUUUAGAAUUUUUGGCUAUAUUAUCUGCUUUUUCAUUUUCAUUUUCUUCAUGAAUUAUGCCUUUAUUUGGUCAUAUAGUUUUUUUGAUAUUACAAGUCAAAUCAACAGUCUAAAGUGUUGUUCAUCAUCAAUAAUACUGUCACAUGAGCAUAUUUUGUGGUAAUUGUCUUCCAGAUAAACACUUUUCCUCAUGAACAUUUUUGAUUUGUUGCCUACAUAGUCUUCCCCUAUUUACUGUCAGAUAAAAAGAAAAUCAAUGUACUUUGUUUAUUAUUUUCUUCCAACUAGUACCAAAGAUUGAUUAUAUCAAGUUCCCAAAAUUGCAAUGCACCAGUCCAAACACUUCACUUCAUUUUGUUUGGUUUGGAUGCUUAGUUUGGUUCAUCGUCAACCGGAAGCUAAUGGGGGAGUUCCUCAUUACACUUUAUUGAUAGUUGUUGGAAUGUCACCAUCAUUUAUUUCUGAAGGAGGAAGGACAUUUCAUGGAUAUCUUUUCCAGAGAUCUUUACUUUCUCAUUACAUUUCUGCAAUCUAUUGAAUUCAUAGCACUUUGGUGGUUUUAAUUUUGCUAUGGUGGAAUUUGGGGUUGUGUUUACCUUACAAAUUUCAGCAAUAAGGUUGUCUUGAGCCCAUAAUGUGGUUCUAUUUCACCCACUUCUGCUCACCACCUUCGGUUUGCUUGAAAUAUUGGUGAUAAGUAGUUGGGACAACACUAUUAUCAUGCAUUCAAGGCGGGAUGGAUAAAAGAUCUUCCUAUUUUAUGCUAUUCAAUUAUGACGAUGAAUUAAUUUGAAAGCACAAUGUUUUAGUGAACAGUCUUACUAAUUUUGGUAUGUCCACUUUCCUGAUGUAUUGUGACAUUUAUUCUGUAGUUGCAUGACAGUUUAUUUGGCAUUGUGUUUGUAGUUGAAUAUUCAUUUGUUUUUGCCUCAUUCCAGGUUUAUAUUCAAGUGGUGAAUAAGGACUAUGCAAUGUCUGGAAUAUUUGCACCGACUAUUGUUGUCAGUGCGUGGCCUAUGCAUACCUGCUCACCAGGUUUGCUGGUCGGGAUGUUUGUUUGGCUUGUGUAACGAAGAUAAUGUUGAGUUAGUGUCAACCAACUUUUAGGCUACAAUAUUUUGAAAAAAAUGUUGACCAACAUGGAUUAAAUAAUGUUAUUCUAUUGUUCAGUGCAGCUUUGCUUUUUUAAGUAUUCCUAUGCAUGCCAACCCCUUUAGGAUGUAAUGUUGUCUUAAGAAUACUGCCAAUUUUGGUGUAUAUUCUGCACACAAUGUCAUCAUGUUGGUAGACAUAUAUAAACUAGAACCACAAUAGUUUUUAGAAUUUUUCUGUAUUCUUUUGUUAUGAGACAAGUCCAACUGUUACUUUUCUUGCUGCUUAA